AAUAGUUCGGUUUUCAUGGCUGCAAUGAUUCCUGUACUUGGGUAAUCAACCCGGAAAGGCAAGCGUUGCUGAUUCCAUGAAAGGAGGAAGUUUUUUGGAAUGAAGUGACUCGAGGAAGUAAGAAUGGGGAUUGGACUCGAGAUGGAAAGAGGAAGUAACUGCCUACAGCUCAUUCUCUCAACCAGCAUCGAGUGUCCAAAGCAAUUAAAAUUUUCAACAUGCGUUUGCGGAUCUGAAAUAGUGUGGGCUAUUUUUCUUUUAAAACACACUGUCUGGGGUAUUGCUGAUCGUGCGGUGCUGUUUCUCCAGUGCCCUUUUUAUGUUAAGAUACGCAUAGUUGUUCUGUAUUUUAAUUCGCAUCAAAAACGGACCCGUCAUUAAUUAACUUUUAAAAUAAUCAGUUCAGCCUGUGACAGUGACAAGUGAAUUCAAGGAAACAAGGCCGCACAGAGGAAGGAUCAUAACUGAGAAGAUCAAAGGAACAGUUGUAGCACAUAAUAAUUUACAACUAAUAAAAUGGCUGAGAGGGUAAAUCAUCUAUCUUAUUUCUAUGGCAGCAUCACACGAGAUGAAGCAGAGGACUUUCUGAAGCAGGCUGGAAUGGCCAAUGGCCUCUACCUUUUGCGUCAGAGUCGCAACUACCUUGGGGGCUUUGCUUUGAGUGUGGCAUAUAAUGGAAAGUGCUAUCACUAUACAAUAGAAAGAGAAUUGAGUGGAAGUUAUCUCAUAUCUGGAGGAAAGUCCCAUAAGAGUCCAGUAGAUAUUGUUGAGUACCAUACUGAAGAGACUGAUGGUCUUGUCUGUCUUCUGAAAAGACCAUGCAAUCGACCAAGAGGAAUUGAACCAAAAAUUGGGCCAUUUGAAGACCUGAAAGACCAUCUAAUCAGGGAAUAUGUUCAACAAACGUGGAACCUACAGGGAGAUGCUCUUGAACAGGCAAUUAUUAGCCAGAAACCACAACUAGAGAAAUUAAUUGCAACAACAGCCCAUGAGCGAAUGCCCUGGUUUCACGGGAAGAAAUCUCGAGAUGAUGCUGAACGUUGCAUUCUCAGAGGUUCACGGACUAAUGGAAAAUUUUUAAUAAGAGAUCGUGAUGACAAGGGAUCUUAUGCUCUUUGCUUGAUUCACGAGGGUAAAAUAUAUCAUUACCGUAUUGACAGGGACAAAACUGGGAAACUGUCCAUUCCUGAUGGGAAAAAAUUUGACACCCUCUGGCAGAUGGUUGACCAUUACUGCUACAAAUCUGAUGGUCUUCUUCAAGUUCUCACUGAACCAUGUCCAAAUCCUGAUCAUCCAGUCGAUUCUUUUGGAUUAACACAAGCACCACCAAUUCCAAGUCACCAUCCUCAGCAAGAAGGCAAAGGUGGAAUAAUCUCAAGGAUCAAAUCCUCAUCAUUUCCAAAGUCUGGUUCCAAAAAGAAGUCAAGCAUGGCUGAUCGUUCUUUUAGUGCAGCAAAUCUUAAUCCGUACAUGACUAGGCCUAAUAGACAGAGUAAAGGAGCAGAAGCAGGUACUCAAAGAGAUGCCAUGCCUAUGGAUACUAAUGUCUAUGAAAGCCCAUAUGCUGACCCUGAUGAGCUGCAGGAAAAAACACUGUAUUUGAAAAAUGAUUGCCUUAUACUGGAAGAAAAGGAACUUGGGUCUGGUAACUUUGGUACAGUCAAGAAAGGAGUUUAUAAAAUGAGGAAGAAAAAUAUAAGUGUAGCAAUAAAAGUGUUGAAGAGUGAUGAUCCUGCAGUAAAAGAUGAACUGAUGAAGGAAGCAAACUUCAUGCAUCAACUUGAUAACCCUUACAUCGUCCGCAUGAUUGGCAUAUGUGAAAGGGAGUGUUUGAUGCUAGUGAUGGAACUUGCAGAACAAGGCCAACUUAACAAAUUUCUACAGGCUCACAAAGAUGUUACCAUAAACAAUAUAGUUGAAUUAGUACAUCAAGUGUCCAUGGGCAUGAAGUACUUGGAAGAGAAAAAUUAUGUUCACAGGGAUUUGGCCGCAAGGAAUGUUCUUCUUGUAACUCAGCAUUACGCUAAAAUCAGUGAUUUUGGCCUUUCAAAAGCCAUAAACUCUGAGGAGAAUUACUACAAAGCUAAAAGUACAGGCAAAUGGCCAAUAAAGUGGUAUGCACCAGAAUCCAUUAACUUCUUCAAGUUUUCCAGCAAAAGUGAUGUCUGGAGUUUUGGUGUGAUGAUGUGGGAGGCAUUUUCCUAUGGUCUAAAGCCCUACAAGGGAAUGAAAGGCCAAGAGGUUGUACAAAUGAUUGAAUCAAAUAAACGACUGGAUGCUCCAAUAAGAUGUCCUAUUGAAAUGCAUGAAUUGAUGCGCGAAUGUUGGACCUACAAAGCUAGCGAUCGGCCAGGAUUUGUCACUGUGGAGCACAGGCUGCGUGAAUACUACUACACUGUUUCAAAGGAAUAGAAUGUUUAGAUUCAAAGAGAAACAUUUAACCAGCAUUUUUUUAAAAAAGGAUUUUUUCUGCUAGUUAUAUGCAAAUUAUACUCAUGAUUAACAUGAAAAUGCCUCAUUACAUUAUCUACAUAAAUUAAAAACCAUCAAAGUCCUUAGGUGUAAAAAGAGUGAAAUACCUUGGUUAUGCCUGAAGGCUAAGGAAUUUGCUACAAACUGGUUAUUCAAAGAUUCUCCCUAUUUGAUGUUACCCUUCAAAUUCCAAUUAGUAGAACCACUUAUCAAGGGAAACAUUUAGGUUGGAUGAUUUCCACAGGUUAGAUUAUACCAGCUCUUUGGAGAUGUGCUGGGGCUUGGGAGAAUCGUGGUAAAUGGCAUUUGGGAUUUGGUAAGGAAAGGGUAUCUCCUGCUUUCUAACCAAUGCAGAAUAUUUCAAUGGACAAGAAAUGCGGCAGAGACUCUUUUUUCGAAUCAACUUAUUUUGAGAUUUUAUUACACAACUUUGGAGCAGCUGAGAUUUGAACCUGGGUCUCCUGGCUCAGAGGUAGCAACAUUACCACUGGCACCACAACACCCACUGCAAACCACAAUGGAAUGGUUUCUGCCAACCAGAAGCAUCUUAGGAGCACAAAAGCUGACGUUUCGGACCUAGA
This is a messenger RNA of Stegostoma tigrinum, 3053 nucleotides long. RefSeq names its product spleen tyrosine kinase (gene syk). The record is from RefSeq and is a predicted model, not a curated record. Bases 517 to 2412 code for a protein of 631 amino acids. Gene Ontology annotation, molecular function: non-membrane spanning protein tyrosine kinase activity; ATP binding; signaling receptor binding. NCBI's taxonomy places the organism in Eukaryota, Metazoa, Chordata, Chondrichthyes, Orectolobiformes, Stegostomatidae. Gene Ontology annotation, biological process: protein phosphorylation; regulation of platelet aggregation; positive regulation of alpha-beta T cell proliferation. Gene Ontology annotation, cellular component: extrinsic component of cytoplasmic side of plasma membrane; cytoplasm. The transcript has 15 exons.